Messenger RNA from Frankliniella occidentalis (western flower thrips), 967 nucleotides. RefSeq names its product chondroadherin-like protein. The transcript has 7 exons. Gene Ontology annotation, cellular component: extracellular matrix. Gene Ontology annotation, molecular function: protein binding. The record is from RefSeq and is a predicted model, not a curated record. Lineage: Eukaryota; Metazoa; Arthropoda; Insecta; Thysanoptera; Thripidae. The coding region runs from base 87 to 791 and encodes 234 amino acids.
UUCUCGCGCCCACUGUGGCCAUCAACUCGCGCGCAUACAACGUGCUCGUCGGCACCAAGAAGUUCGCACACGUCGACAGCACGGUGAUGAUCCCAACUAUGAUGCGGUUUUUAGCCGAGCAAUCAGAGUCCAGGAAAAAGAUGGUACCUUGGGAGAAGAACCCACACGAAGUGAACCACUGCGAGAUGAACAAUCGCACCGGCCUACCACUAUACCGUGAGAUCCUCGACAACUUCACGGCUGAGGACUACGCGCGCGACCUGUUCAACAACCUGACAGUCCUCGAUCUGAGCCACAACUUCCUCACCCAGAUAACGCAAGCCGAGAUGUGGACGUUCGCCCGCGCCCGCGAGCUCGUGCUGAGCCACAACUAUCUCCGACGCCUGCCCUGCGCGCCCUUCUUCUUCAUGAACAGGUUGGAGGCGCUCAGGCUGAGUGGCAACCCAUGGGGGGAGGUGCGCCCUGACUACUUCGCUGGACUGGAGGCGCUGCGAGUGGUGGAGUGCCGCCACUGCCUCAUCGCCACAUUCGACCAUCUAGCCACCUCGCAGCUGGAACACAUUGAGGAGCUGGAUGUCGGCGACAACUUUAUCGAGACCAUCGGUGCAGACCAGGUGUUGGUGCUUAAACGACUGCAGAAGCUUCAGCUGGACGGUAACCGGCUAAAGACAGUGUCACACUGUGUGUUCGUCUACAACCAGAACCUGAAGAUCAUCAAACUUCAGGGAAACGAUGUAGACGAUACGGUGUUCCGAGACCAUGGCGAGUGUGCUCAUCGUCUGCAGGAGUGAUCGAGUGAUCGGUCAAGUAACGAUUUUUAUACAACGACUAAUAUCGUUACCAUUGGUACCGAUGGUAUUCAUGUAGAAGUGUAGCCUAGAAGGUGACAUAACUUAUUGGUUUUUACUUUUUGUUGAAAUUAUAACGGUGACAUAAAAAUAAAAAGAAUGACAAUUAUUGAAGGGUU